AUGUCGGAUCCAGUCGAGGAGAUGCUCGACUUGCAGGUGCAAAGCCUCCAGGGUGACGAGCUCCAUUUUCGCCUUCCAAGUGGCACCAUGGGGCACGAGCUCUACAGCUUGGUGCGGGAGAGAAUGCCAUGUAAGGCUGGCGCCAAGGUGUGCAUCCAUCACACGGCUUCCAAGCUGCUGUUGGAGCAAAGUCUGGGAGAGCAGGGCGUGGUGAAUGCCACCCAGCUCUGCUGCGUGUACGUGGCCAUGGAUCUUCGCUCUGCCAUGGAUUUUCUGCAGGGGACAAUAUUGAAUACGGGUGGCAUUUGGAACUCUGACACCGUGAGGAGGGCAGAAAUUCAGAGCCAAUUUGCGCUUGAGGGGCUUACCACACUGACAGGCGUCAGGGCGGAGAAUUGCUUGCGACAUUUGCCCCGAGGACUUCGACAUUUGACCCUGGGCCAUGAAUUUGAUCGAAGCCUGGAGCAUGUGAUACUGCCAUCUACCCUGGAGACUCUGACCUUUGGGGCGCGCUUCAAUCGGAGACUAGACAUCAGCCUGCCAAAUGAGCUUCACAGCUUGACUUUUGGCAAAGACUUCAAUCAGACCUUGGAGCAUGUGACUUUUCCGUGUGGCCUCUGCAGUUUGACGUUUGGCCGUGGCUUUAACUGCCGCCUUCAGAACGUGACCCUGCCUAGCAGCCUUCAAACUUUGACUCUAGGCGGCGGAUUCGUUCAGAGCUUUCAGGGCGUGACCCUGCCAGACGGACUCAUGAACUUGACAUUUGGCGCGGGCUUCAACCAAAACCUGGAUGAAUUUCCUUGGCCCCGUGGCCUUCAAAACUUGACCUUUGGCGAGCUGUUUGAUCAAAACUUGGAUAAAAUGACCUGGCCAAGUAACCUCCAAACCUUGACUUUCGGGGCUGCCUUCAACCAGAGCUUGGAACGAGUUUCUUGGCCCUGCACCCUGAGAAGCUUGACUUUUGGGGAAGAGUUCAACCAGAGUUUGCAAGAUGCGAGCCUGCCGACUUUGGACCGCUUGACCUUGGGCAAAGGCUUCCAUCAGCCUCUCCCAGCGGGCGCGUUGCCCGCCACGUUGCGCGCCCUGACGCUGCGCUGCCCGCUGGACCUGUCGGAGGUGGUGCUGCCGGAGCGGCUCCAGGAGUUGACGGCUGGGCCGAAGGGCAACGGGAUGGAGAAGGUCACAUUUCCAAGGACGCUUCAAACUUUGACCUUGGGUGAUCGGUUCGACCAAAGCCUGGCGGGGCGAUCAGACUUGGCGCAACUUCAAAGCUUGACGCUGGGAAAGGACUUCGAUCAGCCUUUACCCUCAGAACUGCCAUGUUUGCAACAGCUGAUCCUGGGUGAGGAGUUCAACCAACCCUUGCAGCACCUGGCCCUGCCCAGCCUCGAGCGCUUGGUGCUGGGGGCCACCGAACGUUCGGCGCUGGGGCAAUGCCCCAAGCUGCGGUGCUUGACCUUCAGCGGAGCCUCCAAGCGAAGCUUCAAAGAGGUGACCCUGCCCGGCAGCCUGGAACGUUUGACCCUGGCUGAUAGCGACUUCGGUCCCCUGGACACUCUGUCCUUGCCCUGUGGCUUGAAGGACCUCACCUUAGGGGGUGGCUUCAACCAGAAGCUGCAAAGGUUGCAGCUACCCACUGCUUUGCAAAGGUUGACCUUGGGCGAUGCAUUCAACCGAAGCCUGGAGGGUGUCGAAUUGCCGGAUGGAUUGCAAGAGUUGACUUUCGGCCGACUGUUUGAUCACCGUCUGCAAGAUGUGACGUUGCCGGAUGGUCUUCAAAUCCUCACCCUGGGUGAAAAGUUCAAUCAGAGCCUGGAGCAAGUGACACUGCCAAGCGAACUUCGACAGCUAACGCUUGGGUUUGGAUUCAGGAUGGGCUUGGUAGGGGUGACUUUGCCGACUACUUUGCAUACCUUUGUGUGGGGAGGGCAACUGCUGAGUUGCUCCUGA
Cladocopium goreaui is the source of this 1950-nucleotide messenger RNA. NCBI's taxonomy places the organism in Eukaryota, Dinophyceae, Suessiales, Symbiodiniaceae. The record is from the annotation of a GenBank genome assembly.